Messenger RNA from Cuscuta campestris, 762 nucleotides. The record is from the annotation of a GenBank genome assembly. NCBI's taxonomy places the organism in Eukaryota, Viridiplantae, Streptophyta, Magnoliopsida, Solanales, Convolvulaceae.
AGAUAUGCUCUACAAUUUCGUGGCUCAGUUUGUAGAGUUGGGAGAGAAAUUUUCAUCUCAAAUAAAAUUACAUAUUUUCUUCGCGCAUAGACCCAGGAUAUUCAGACGGGGAAGAUCAUAGGGCGUGAUUCUGAGUGUCAUGGCUUGUACUAUGUUAAUGAAGUUGAUCACUACGGAACAGCUACACUUGCUCAUGGGACAGUGGCCAGGCAGGCAUGGCUGUGGCAUCGUUGUUUGGACAUCCAUCUUGGAGGUAGGUCAGAGGAUCAUGGAGCCUGACCCGGACGACUGGCUUCCCAAGGCCUUGCCAUAUCUCCAUGGCAGUCUUGAGAUGCUUGAUUUUGGAGAAGGUGAUGGGAUCAAGUGUCUUGAAGAUGGCUGCUUUGGCGACGUUGUCCAGAUUAUGCUUUUUGCGAUCUCUAUCAUCCCAUUUUUCCUUAGGCUUUGGAAUGUACUGGACUACGUCUGGAGUUGCUGGAUUCCUCUCAGGAUUCUCCAUUUGGAUUUUCAAGGGUCCAUCCUCAAGCACCAUCCACAUGCAAUCGUGUAGAGCAUAGAGAUGUGCUUCCAUCAUGAUCUUCCAAUCAUCAUAACCUAGGAGAGAAAACUUGGGCAAAACGUGAUCCAUAUUGUUCACCAUUUUGAUCGCUUCUCGUUAAUCUAAACGUAGAUAGUGAGAAGUUUGCUCCGAUACCAAUUGGUGGUCCCAAAGUGGUGAGAUACAAAGUCUAGAGGGGGGGUGAAUAGACUUUGUUACAAAUU